CUGAAGAGGCCCGGAGCUGCAUGGAGUUCUCCCGUCCCUCAGCUCCAGGUGGAGCAAAUGAUGCAGGAGAAGAGGCAGUGGUGAUCCUGACAGGGAAGCCCUCAGCCGGGGCAGCUGAGCCAGUGGGCUCAGGUGUGGUGGAUGGAGUUAAGAGUGGGCCCAUAUGUCCUUUGGCAACAAGAAAUGAUCAGGAUAUUUAUUCCAUCGACAGCUCUCCAUCCUCAGACAGCGAGGAUGAGGGUUUGGGUAGGAAGAAGAAAAAGAAGAAGCUAAAGAAGAAAAAGAAGAGGGAUUCAAGCUCAUCUUCAUCCUCAUCUUCAUCUUCAUCUUCAUCAUCCUCCUCCUCUUCCUCCUCAAGCAGUUCUUCUGACAGUGAGGAUGAGAAGAAGAAGAAGAAAAAGAAGAAGAAGAAGAAAAAGGAGAAGAAGGAGGAGGGGAAGAAGGAAUACAUCUGGGACUGCACUGUGAUAUGUGAUGCUGGUCCUGAUGGCAAUAUGGGACCACUGUCUUCAGAGGGGCUGAAGGACAAGGAUUCCAGCUCUUCGGACAGCGAGGAUGACAAGAAGAAAAAGACGAAGAAGAAAAAGAAGAAGAAGAAGAAGAAGGAUUCUAGUUCCUCCUCUUCCUCAUCUUCAGACAGCUCGUCGUCCUCAGACAGUGAAGAUGAAAAGAAGAAAAAGAAGAAAAAGAAGAAGAAGACUAAAAAGAAAAGGAAGGACUCCAGCUCCUCCUCCUCCGAUAGCUCUUCAUCUUCAUCAUCUUCCUCUGACAGUGACGAUGUCAAGAAGAAGAAAAAGAAGAAGAAGCAGAAGAAGAAGCAGAAGAAGAAGGAUUCCAGCUCAUCAUCCUCAGACAGUGAAAAAGACCAGAAGAAGAAGAAAAAGAAAAAGGAAAAGAAAAAGAAGAAGGAUAAGGAUGAUAAAAAGGGAAAGGAGGAGGGUGGUGAGGAGCAAGAUGAGCCCACUGCUCUUUCAACUGUUGGGGACCAGGGUGCAGGGCUGAGUCCUGACGGAAAAAUCAAAACAAAAGUUGAAAAGAAGAAAGACAAGAAAAAGUCCAAGAGCGCCUCCUCAGACAGUUCAUCAAGUGACGAUAAGCAGAAGAAAGAGGUCAAAGCAAGUGAAGAUGGCAAACUGGCCUCUCAAUUCUCCACUGAGGCAUGCGGCUAUGGGCCGGAGGACGGACAUCUGAGUGAUGAUGAGGGAGAAGGAGGGAAGGAGAAAGAGAAGGAGAAGAAGAAGAAGCUGAAGAAAAAGAAAAAGGAUUCUGCCUCAUCUUCCUCAGACAGUGAUGAUGACAAAAAAGACAAGAAAAAGAAAAAAAAGAAAAAGGACUCCUCUUGCUCCUCCUCUUCCACUGACAGCUCCUCUUCAGACAGUGAAGAUGAGAAAAAGAAGAAGAAGAAGAAGAAGAAGAAGAAGAAGAUGAAGAAAAAGAACGACAAGGACCCCAGCUCCUCUUCCUCUUGCUCAUCUUCUGAUAGUGAAGAUGAAAAAAAGAAGAAGAAAAAGAAAGGGAAGAAGGAUAAGGAUUCCAGCUCCUCUUCCUCAUCUUCUGAUAGUGAAGAUGAAAAAAAGAAGAAGAAAAAGAAAGGGAAGAAGAAGAAGAAAAAGAAGGAUAAGGAUUCCAGCUCUUCUUCCUCUUCCUCAUCUUCUGAUAGCGAAGAUGAAAGAAAGAAGAGGAAAAAGAAAGGAAAGAAUAAGAAGAAAAAGAAGGAUAAGGAUUCCAGCUCCUCUUCCUCUUCUUCUUCUGAUAGUGAAGAUGAGAAAAAAAAAAAGAAGAAAAAGAGGUCCAGCUCCUCCUCUUCCUCCUCCUCAUCCGAUAGUGAUGAUGACAAGAAAAAGAAGAAAGACAAGAAGAAGAAGAAGAAGAAGAAGAAGAAGAAGAAGAAGGAUAAAAAGAAGAAGAAAACUAGGGAUGGCUCCUCAGGCUCGGACAGCGAUGAUGACAAAAAGAAGAAGAAGAAGAAGAAGAAGAAGAAGAAGAAAAAGAAGAAGAAGGAGGAGUCAUCUGACAGUGAUGAUGAUAAGAAGAAGAAGAAGACGAAAGAGAAGAAGAAGAAGAAGAAGAAGAAGAAGAAGAAGAAGAAGAAGAAGAAGGACGACUCCACCUCUGAUUCAGAUUCUUCUUGUGCUGAAAGCAAGAAGAAGAAAAAGAAAAAAGACAAGAAGAAGAAGAAAAAGAAAGACAAGAAAAAGGACUCGGAUUCUUCUAGCAGUGACGAUGGAAAGAAAAAGAAGAAGAAGGCAAAGAAGAAGAAGAAGAAGAAGAAGAAGAAGAAAAAUAAGAAGAUGAAGAAGAAGGAUUCCAGCUCGAGUUCAUCUGAUGGCUCCUGUGACAGCGGCAAGGAAAAUAAGAAAAGGAAAGAGAGUUUAAAAUCAGCAGGCUGUGACUCCGCAGAUCAGAAGAAGGACUGCCCUGACCAUGAGAAAAUCAGGGAGCCAAAGAUGGAGGGCCCUCUCCCAGGGAUCGGUGCGAGUUCUGCUGCUGAAGCCAGUCACCCAAAACCCAGAACCGGCCCUGCUGUCGGCUUUUCAUCCCUCCCAUCCAAGCCCAUGCUGAAGCUGGAGCCUUUGAGUCCCACCGCGGACACCAAGCCCUCUCGCUAUGAAUCUCUAAUGGGGUCCUCCGGCUCCUCACUGAAUCCUAGUGAAAGGAGCCCCAUCCGUAGGCCCCUCAGCCCCAUGGAGUCCUUGAUGGGUAACCCAAGGAGGACUGGAGAAGGUGGGAGCCGUACCACAACCCACCUCACCUCCAGCGACAUCCUAAAGGGUCCCAGACCUUAUCACCACUGAGAUGUCAAAGCCUGCAUAUUGGCAUGUAUUGGUAUUAGUAGGUAUUAGGAAAAGAAAAUUAUUUACAUGAUCUAGCAGGUGGAAAAGGCAUUAAAAGGGCUUUCAUGUACAAAGAAAAAACCCUCCCAUAAUUGUUCAGAUUUCAUUUGGUGCUCAAUAAUCAUGCAAAGUGAACGAAGUUAUUACAACAUCCUCUGAUGGAAAAGGGAUGUCAUUAAUUGGUAAAAAUAUUACAUAAAGGUGCAUUUUGGCAUGGGGUAUAAUAAUACUGAAGGGCAUAGAUAUUGGCAUUGCCUCGACAGGGGAAUACGUUCGUCUAUGAUUUAAACGUGCAUGAAUUCUCAGUCACAUUUCAAGGAAUUCAGAUGUUUGCUUCAGGAAAAUAAAA
This is a messenger RNA of Lampris incognitus (smalleye Pacific opah), 3183 nucleotides long. RefSeq names its product cylicin-2-like. NCBI's taxonomy places the organism in Eukaryota, Metazoa, Chordata, Actinopteri, Lampriformes, Lampridae. The transcript is spliced from 30 exons. The coding region runs from base 21 to 2795 and encodes 924 amino acids. The record is from RefSeq and is a predicted model, not a curated record.